GGGGCAGCCGUGUUGGUCUGAAGCAGCAGAACAGAGUUCGAGUCUAGAAGCACCUUUAAAACCAACGAAUGCUUAGUCAGGGGGAAAGCUUGAGUGUGCACGCGCACACGCACUUCGGUUGCAUUGAAGUGGAAGUUACCAGUCCGUACAUAUAGUCGAAGGUGACCCAAGAGAAGGGGAAGGAGAUGGAAGAGGGCCCAGAAGGACCUGUAAGAGACAAGAGAUCAAGGAAAAGUCCUCAUCCCAGCUCCAUUGGGAGUGGAGUGGAAUAUUGGCAAAGAGCUAUGCCAGAGAUCCUGUCUCAGGAUACAAUGACUGCAGAUGUACACAACCAAUGCUUCCGGCAGUUCCACUACGAUGAGGUUGAUGGACCUCGAGAGGUUUGCAAUCAUCUCCAUGGACUUUGCAACCAAUGGCUGGAGCCAGAUAGGCGCACCAAGAAACAGAUCCUGGACCUGGUGAUCCUGGAGCAGUUCCUGGCCAUCCUGCCCCAGGAAAUGCAGUUCUGGGUCAGAGGAUGUGAGCCAGAGACCAGUUCCCAGGCAGUGGCCCUGGCAGAAGGUUUCCUCCUCAGUCAAGCCCAAGAGAAGAUGCAGGCAGAGCAGGUGUGCAGACCAGCUGUAAAAAUGGAAGAGAAAUUUUGUGAGGCAGAAGGAGCUCAGUCAGAGGAAAGUCAGAGGAUGCAGGCCCAGAAAUGUGCCCAAGAUACCCUGCCAAGUAGUAAAGGCAGUGAAGAGAUAUUGUCAAGUUGUCAACUCUGCAGUGGAGUGCAAAUGUCUGCUCCCCCUCUGGUCCAGUCUCCCUUUUCCUUUGAAGAGAUGGCUGUGUAUUUCACCGAGGCUGAGUGGGCCCUGCUGGAUCCAGGCCAAAAAGCUCUCUAUAGGGAAGUCAUGCUGGAGAACUACAGGAAUGUGGCCUCUCUGGAAGCCAGGAAUGUAACAGAGACUACAGUGGAGAGAGAUGAAGGCCUUGUGUCUGAAGAAUGGCUGGAAAGUUUCUCAGAAAGAUCUCAGGAGCCUCUUUCUUUCCAAAAAGACCUGCCUGCUACAGCAGAUGUAGAAGAGACAGCUGAGGAGUUCCAGGGAUUCUCUUUGGAAAACAUCAAGAAUGAAGAUGUCGAAGGAAACUUCAGUGAUGGAGACAGACCACAGAGGCCGGAGGAAAGCCCCACAGGGAGUGAUGAGAGUUAUGAGGAAGAUGAGGAACCAUAUAAUUUAUUUCCUGAUGAAAUCAAGAAUGAAGACUUGAGGGGAAACUUCAGGAAUCAAGGAAGACCAAAGAGUCAGAAAGGCAGCCACAUGGUCAAGAAGAUGGGUAAACCUAUCCUUUUCCAAGGAGGGGAUUUUCAAGAUGUCAUUUAUAUGGUGGAGGAAACAGACAAGGGUUUGGAAUGUGGAAUGAACGUCUCAGAUCAUGCCCAAUAUAACAUCCAUUUACGAAUGCACAGUGGAAAGAAGACCCAUGAAUACCUAGAGUGUGGAAAGACCAUGAUUCACAGAAAACAUGCAGGAGAGAAACAUCAUAGGUGUUCAGACUGUGGCAAAAGCUUCUCAGAGAAAGCAGAACUUGUUCAGCAUCAAGGGGUUCACUCAGAAAAAAAGCUAUUUUUCUGCUCAGACACUGCAAUGGCAUUUUCUGAGGGAGAAAAACAUAAUGUACACUUCCCAAAUCACAGUAUAAUGAAGGCACUUAAAUGCUUUCAGUGUGGAAAAUACUUCAGAUACAGAUCACAGCUCAAUGUGCACCAGAAGAUCCACAGAGGGAAGAAAAUUUUUGAAUGCUCAGAGUGUGGGAAGAGAUUCAAUCACAGUAGCAUUUUCCAACAGCAUCAAAGAACCCACACAGGGGAGAAGCCUUUUGAAUGCUCAGUGUGUGGGAAGAGAUUCAGUUGCAGUGGCAGUUUUCAGCAGCAUCAGCGAACCCACACGGGGGAGAAGCCUUUUGAAUGCUCAAAGUGUGGGAUGAGAUUCAGUCAGAGUGGCCAUUUUCAACAGCAUCAUCGAACCCACACAGGGGAGAAACCCUUUGAAUGCUCAGAGUGUGGGAAGAGAUUCAGUCAGAGUAGCACUCUACGACGUCAUCAACGAACCCACACAGGGGAGAAGCCCUUUGAAUGCUCAUAUUGUGGAAAGAGAUUCAGUCGCAGAGGCCAUUUUCAACAGCAUCAACGAACCCAUACAGGAGAGAAGCCUUUUCAAUGCUCAGAUUGUGGGAAGAGAUUCAGUCGCAGUAGCACUCUUCAACACCAUCAAAUAACCCACACAGGGGAGAAGCCCUUUGAAUGCUCAGAGUGUGGGAAGAGAUAUAGUCAGAGUGGUUCUCUUCAACAGCAUCAACGAACCCACAAAGGAGAGAAGCCUUUUGAAUGCGCAGAGUGUGGAAAGACAUUCAGUCAGAGUGGCCAUUUUCAUCUGCAUCAACGAACCCAUAAAGGAGACAAGCCCUUUCAAUGCUCAGAGUGUGGGAAGAGAUUCAGUCAUAGUAGCACUCUUCAACACCAUCAAAUAACCCACACAGGGGAGAAGCCCUUUGAAUGCUCAUAUUGUGGGAAGAGAUUCAGUCGCAGUAGCAAUCUUCAAUACCAUCAAAGAACCCAUACAGGGGAGAAGCCUUUUGAAUGCUUAGAGUGUGGAAAGAGAUUCAGUCAGAGUGGCCAUUUUCAACAGCAUCAACAAGCCCAUACAGGGGAGAAGCCCUUUAAAUGCUCAGACUGUGGGAAGAGAUUCAAUCGAAGUGGCAGUCUUCAACAGCAUCAGCGAACCCACACAGGGGAGAAGCCCUUUGAAUGCUCAGAGUGUGGGAAGAGAUUCAGUCAAAGUGGCAGUUUUCAGCAGCAUCAGCGAACUCACACUGGGGAGAAGCCCUUUGAAUGCUCAGUGUGUGGGAAGAGAUUCAGUCACAGUGGCCAUUUUCAACAGCAUCAUCGAACCCACACAGGGGAAAAGCCCUUUGAAUGCUCAGAAUGUGGGAAGAGAUUUAGUCAGAGUAGCACUCUUCAGCGUCAUCACAGAACCCAUACAGGGGAGAAGCCCUUUGAAUGCUUAGAAUGUGGGAAGAGAUUCAGUCGCAGUGGCCUUUUUCAACAGCAUCAACGAACCCACACAGGGGAGAAGCCUUUUGAAUGCUCAGAGUGUGGGAAGAGAUUCAGUCAUAGUAGCACUCUUCAAAAGCAUCGACGAACCCACACAGGGGAGAAGCCCUUUGAAUGCUCAUAUUGUGGGAAGAGAUUCAGUCAGAACAGCACUCUUCAACACCAUCAGCAAACCCAUAUACAGGAGAAACCCUUUGAAUGCUCAGAGUGUGGGUAGAGAUUCUGUCAGAGUGGUGCUCUUCAACACCAUCUAUGAGCCCACAUAAGGAGAAACUAUGUAUCUAACUUCAGAAAGGAUACAGGCAAAUCCAAUUAACAAUAUUAUUUUUUACUCAAGGUUUGAACAGCCUUACAGUGUUUCUGUUAUUUUACAGUCUUUGAUAACUGACAUACCUUGCUUUGAAUUUUUGCAUGAGACUUUGUGGUCAGCAUCUGUGCUGUACUAAUCUUGAGUGUGCUGUUUAGUUGUGUAUCUUUAAGCUAAGAAUGUACUUUUGAUUUAUGGUCAUUUAUCAUAGAAAUUAGCUAAAUGAGCUGUUCACAAUGUACGUUGUCCCAAUCAUAUUUAUGUAUUUAUCCCAUGCGAAGUUACCCAAAGAAAGCAUAUCCUAUAAAUAAUUCUCCUGUUGUGGUGGCAAA
Heteronotia binoei (common prickly gecko) is the source of this 3730-nucleotide messenger RNA. Its product is annotated as zinc finger protein 14-like. The coding region runs from base 186 to 3308 and encodes 1040 amino acids. The record is from RefSeq and is a predicted model, not a curated record. The transcript has 8 exons. Gene Ontology annotation, biological process: regulation of transcription by RNA polymerase II. NCBI's taxonomy places the organism in Eukaryota, Metazoa, Chordata, Lepidosauria, Squamata, Gekkonidae. Gene Ontology annotation, molecular function: RNA polymerase II cis-regulatory region sequence-specific DNA binding; DNA-binding transcription factor activity, RNA polymerase II-specific.